AUGCCGAGGCAUGUCGUGCUGCAUCCAUCAAAAUUCGAGUACAAGUCGGAGGUGCAGUACAACCAAAACAAGGGGAAUUUGAACCUCUACAUCUACGUCCCAGUUACCACUAGCACCAUCUCCAUAAGCCUCUAUGAUCAUCACGACUGGUUCAGUCACGAUUUGGUGGGCAAAGCCACCUUUAACCCCCAGACGGACUGCGGGAAUGAGGAGAUCUGCGCCUUCAGGAUGCGCUUCCACAGCUCAGAGACCAUCGUUGAGGAGGUCGCCUGGGUGGAUACACGCUGGAUCAAAGGUACCCAGCUGCGACCGGAGGUGGAAGCCGCGAACAAGAGGGGCAUUUGGGUGCACUACGAAGAGGAAUCGAGAGAAAAGAGCAAGUACAAGCUGACGAGCGUUAAGGCUGACGCUGUGGACAAGGAGCUGCUAUUUGCCAAAACGGGAUCGGUAUUUCCAGCAUCUUUGCAUGGACUUCAUUGGAUGGACCAGCGUGGGACAUCCUUGAAAAAUGGCCCAUAUCCAGAGGAGCCUCAGUACCGCCAGACCUGUUCCCUGGCCGCGGAUGAAGUCUUCCUUCACUUCGGGGAAGCUGCUUGGAACCCCGCCACGAAGUGUGUCACAGGGGUGAGGCAGUUCGGUGGCGGCCCCCUGAGUGGCCACUGGUCCUGGCUGGAUCAAGGUGGGCAGACCAGCGACCAGUGGACGGCGGGCGAAGGAUGGAACAUGAAGUACGACUUCUGUUUCCGGGACGAGGCAAUGACCUACGUCGACGUGCUGAUCCGCGUCUCCUUGAGCCGUGCCGUGGCAGAUACCUUGGGCUUGGAGUCCAUGUUCCCGCCCCAUGUGGAGGUCACUGUGCCCGUAUGGCUGAACAACGUGGGCAUGAAGAAAACGGCCUUCGGCUGGGAUCGGGUGACGACCAUUGGCCCCUCCUGGCUUCGAAAUCUCAUCCGCCACGCCUUCAAAUCCUCGGUGGUCCAAGCUGUCUUCGGCAUGGGCACAGGUUUAGGAGCCGGAGAUUUCCUCAGCGACGGUCUGGAGUGUCAUUACCCUUUGCUGCAGAUCGUGGACGGCAAUGGCAACCGCACCAAGUACUUUCAAGACUAUUUGAACUACAUCAACCAGGGAACCACUUGCGAAGCCUCCACCUUUGAUUGUCAGAAGAACCGGGCGCCGGGCACUGUGGUGAUUGGGCGCUUGCAGAAAUUCUGA
This is a messenger RNA of Cladocopium goreaui, 1212 nucleotides long. The record is from the annotation of a GenBank genome assembly. NCBI's taxonomy places the organism in Eukaryota, Dinophyceae, Suessiales, Symbiodiniaceae.